UGCCAAUCUCAAGUCCACUUAAUUACAGCCACAAACAGUGCCUUUAAAAAGGAUAUGAAAAUCAGUCUUUUACAUGCAAUCCCACCUUGAAAUCAAGAAAAAAGAAAAGAAAAAAAAGAGCUCAGUAGCAGAAUGAAGAAAGCUGAGCUGGUCUUCAUACCAACACCAGGUAUAAGCCACCUCGUAUCCACAGUGGAGGUAGCAAAGCUUCUUGUAGACCGUGAUGAGAGGCUUUCAAUCACCUUCCUCAUUAUGAAACUACGUUCUGACCCCAAGAUUGAUAGGUUUAUAAAUUCAGUGAGUACAUCCUGUAAUCGUAUCCGGUUCAUUGACUUGCCUAAAGAUGAGCCUGAUCCAAACCAACCCAGGAAGUUUCUCUUUUCUUUGAUUGAAGCCCAGAAAUCCCAUGUCACAGAAGAAGUCUGUAAGCUUGUGAGUCAGUCGGAGUCAAGCCCUGACUCGCCUCCUCUUGCUGGGUUUGUUCUUGAUAUGUUUUGUACAUCUAUGAUAGAUGUGGCCAAUGAAUUUGGUGUUCCAUCAUAUAUUUUCCUUACGUCAGGUGCAGCUUUUCUUGGCCUUCAAUUUUAUGUUCAGGCUCUUCACGAUGAGCAGAAAGUUGACCCUACUGAGUACAAGGGCUCGGAUGUUGAGUUGGUCAUGCCGUGUUUGGCAAAUCCUCUUCCAGCUAAGGUCUUGCCUUCUGUUAUGCUUAACAAAGAGUGGCUGCCAAAUAUGCUCAGUCAAGCUAGAAGGUUUAGAGAAACUAAGGGUAUUAUAAUAAACACAUUUGAAGAGCUGGAAUCUCAUGCGAUCAACUCCUUUUCUAAAGGUAAUACCCCUCCGGUAUAUCCAGUGGGUCCCAUUUUAAACCUUAAUAGAGAUGGUGAUCGUGAUGAGGAGUCUGAUAAACGCAAAGACAUCAAGCAAUGGCUUGAUGAUCAGCCCGUGUCCUCAGUAGUGUAUCUAUGCUUCGGCAGCAUGGGGAGUUUCGAUGUGGAUCAGGUGAAGGAAAUCGCAUGUGGGCUAGAGCAGAGCGGCCACCGAUUCUUGUGGUCUCUACGUCAGCCACCACCGAAAGGCAAGAUAGAACCUCCAAGCGAUUACACUAAUCCUCGGGAGGUCUUACCUGAAGGAUUUUUGGAUCGGACGGCUAACAUUGGAAAAAUAAUUGGUUGGGCCCCACAGACAGAUAUUUUGGCCCAUCCAUCCGUACGAGGUUUUGUCUCCCACUGUGGAUGGAACUCUAUAUUGGAAAGCAUAUGGUUUGGCGUUCCAAUUGCCGCGUGGCCAUUAUAUGCAGAGCAACAACUGAAUGCCUUUCAAAUAAUUGUUGAGCUCGGAUUGGGAGUGGAGAUUAAAAUGGAUUAUAGAAGAGAGUUUAUCUCGGAUGGUAAUGAAAAUGUCGUUAGUGCCGGGGAGAUCGAGAGAGGAGUAAGGUGUUUAAUGGAGCUUUGCGAUGAGAAGAGGGAGAAGUUGAAGGAGAUGAGUGGAAAGGGCAGGAAGGCUUUGGAGAACGGUGGAUCCUCGUUCACUUGGUUAGGGCGUUUCAUUCAAGAUUCGGUGGACGACCUACCAUGAUUAAAUUGUAUUCUCUUAAUUCGUAUUAUUUAAUACAAUGUCUUUUUGUUUA
Populus nigra (black poplar) is the source of this 1630-nucleotide messenger RNA. Its product is annotated as anthocyanidin 3-O-glucosyltransferase 2-like. The record is from RefSeq and is a predicted model, not a curated record. Lineage: Eukaryota; Viridiplantae; Streptophyta; Magnoliopsida; Malpighiales; Salicaceae. Gene Ontology annotation, molecular function: UDP-glycosyltransferase activity. The transcript has a single exon. Bases 133 to 1578 code for a protein of 481 amino acids.